AUGCCAGAAAUAUUAAAUAGUAUUUCAACUAAAACUUGGUUAGUUGUAACACAAAGUUGUUUAGGUGGUUUAAUAUUUGGGUACGCAACAGGUAUUAUUGUUGGUGCAAGAGGUCCAAUUGCAGAUAAAUUUGGAGCAUCAAUUCCGUUACAAGGUGUAAUUGUAUGUAGUAUAUUAUUAGGUGCAUUGAUUGGUUCAUUUGCUGGUGGUUUCGCUGCUGAUAGAUUCGGAAGAAAGCCAUUACUUUUAUUCACUGCCAUUACAACUAUUGCUGGUGCCAUUGGUUCUGGAUUCGGUCCAAAUGUUGCAACCAUUUGUAUACUUAGAUUUAUACAUGGUUUAGGUGUUGGUUCGUCUUCAUCAGUUUGUCCAUUAAUGGUCUCUGAAAUGGUGUCUGAAAAAAGAAGAGGUUUCUUUGGUUCAUUCUUUCAAAUUUCUAUUACUGUUGGUAUUUUAAUUGCAAAUAUAUUAGCAUAUGCAAUUGCAGGUGAAUGGAAAUUAAUGUUUUGCUUGGGUGCUAUUCCAGGAGGAUUACUAUUCAUUGUUUGGGCAUUUAUUGCUGAAUCACCAGUUUACUUGGAAAAACAAAAGAAGAAAUUGGUCAGAUCUACAAGUGGAAACGAAGAUUUAACUACUAAAGGCGGAGAUUGUGAUGCAGCUUCUUCAGGAUCUGUUAAAAAAUCUGGUUUCUCGGUAAUAUUUGCAAAGAACGCUAGAAAACCAAUGUUGAUUGGUAUUUUAUUAGCUGUUUUGGCUCAAUUGACUGGUAUUAAUGCAUUUAUGUAUUUCUCAACAACAAUUUUCCUUGAUGCUGGUAUUGAUGGUAAAAACGCACCAGAAAUUGCAGCCAUUAUAUUACAAGUUUGGAAUGUAUUAACCACUUUGAUUGCCAUUUCAUUUGUUGAUAGACUUGGAAGAAGAUUCUUGUUAUUCACCGGUUCAGUUGUCAUGACAGUUUGUGAUCUUUUGAUUGCAUUAUUCUUUGUUGUAUUACAUGGUUCUGCAAAAGGAUGGGCAUCAAUUGUUUUCUUAUUCAUUUUCGUUGCAGGUUUUGAAGCUUCAAUUGGUACACUAUUUUGGUUUGUAAUUAAUGAAAUCUUACCAGAAGAAAGUAAAAGUAUUGGUGCACCAGUUAUUAAUGCAUUCCAGUGGUGUUUCAAUUUGAUUUUAUCAUUCUUCUUUUUGGUUGUCGUAGAGUAUUUGGGCCAAUCAACAAUGUUUUGGAUAUUUGGUGGAAUAGGUUUAACAACUACCAUUUUAUUAUAUUUCAAUUUACCAACUUCAUUAGGAAAAACCAUAACUUCAAAUCCAAUCAACAACGAAGUUGAUACUAAAAAUGAUUCUGCCUCUCCAUCCUCACAUAAUAUUUAA
This is a messenger RNA of Dictyostelium discoideum AX4, 1371 nucleotides long. RefSeq names its product calmodulin-binding protein (gene symA). The record is from RefSeq and is a predicted model, not a curated record. NCBI's taxonomy places the organism in Eukaryota, Evosea, Eumycetozoa, Dictyosteliales, Dictyosteliaceae. The coding region runs from base 1 to 1371 and encodes 456 amino acids. The transcript is spliced from 4 exons. Gene Ontology annotation, cellular component: membrane. Gene Ontology annotation, molecular function: transmembrane transporter activity. Gene Ontology annotation, biological process: hexose transmembrane transport; transmembrane transport.